AUGCACGCGUUAAUAGGUUACUUUAACUACUUUUCGCCGCCCUUCACCGCCUUCAUUAACGCUCUCGCUCUCAGUGAGGCAGGUGGUGGCCGAACAGGCGCCCAGUAUGUUGUACCAUCGCCCCCCAAGUCGCCUAGAGCGAAACACCCGAAAAAUGUCGACACGACGGGUGACGGUGACGACGUCGACGACACCGCCCGACAACGACUUUGCACGCCGCGCGCGGACGCGAUUCUUGUGACACGCCACACACCGUAUGCCAUCGCUAACCUACGUGCUCUCUUUCUGAGCUCUCUCUGCCUCUUCUCCAGCAACCUGCCCUCUAUCACUAUCGCUGCGCGGCUUAAAGCAUCUUAUGCCACGUUUUGUCACGCGAGGCUGCGACGUUUUACUCUCUCGCCCUGCUCGGGUCCUUCGCCGACCUACACAUUUUACACCUUCAACACGAGACUCUGUGACUCUUCCGUCACAGAUACCGACGCGCCUCUUCAUCGCACCACCGCCCGCCUCAGCCGCGCAAGCAAAGGUUCCCUUUUGACACAGAUCGACGAUAUCCGUACAAACGACGAGCCUCGUGAACUUGGGGCAGGCCUUGGUUGA
This is a messenger RNA of Sporothrix schenckii 1099-18, 600 nucleotides long. RefSeq lists its product as uncharacterized. Bases 1 to 600 code for a protein of 199 amino acids. Lineage: Eukaryota; Fungi; Ascomycota; Sordariomycetes; Ophiostomatales; Ophiostomataceae. The transcript has a single exon. The record is from RefSeq and is a predicted model, not a curated record.